CAAGGGCAGCUCAGUGCGGGCGCGGAGCAGAGCGGAGUAGUUAGGACCAUGGCGACGCUCGUAAGGAAAAUCAUCAGCACCACUACGGCACCCGCUGCCAUGGGUCCCUACAGUCAAGCAGUGCUGGUAGACCGGACCAUGUAUGUCGCAGGUCAGCUAGGCAUGGAUCCUAGUAAUGGGCAGCUUGUACCUGGAGGGGCGAAAGCGGAAGCUAAGCAGGCUCUAAAAAACAUUGGGGAAAUUCUGAAAGCUGCAGGCUGUGACUAUGGCAAUGUUGUAAAGACUACUAUCCUGAUGGCUGACAUGAAGGACUUCAGUGAUAUUAAUGAAAUCUACAAGCAAUUUUUCAGGUGCAACCUCCCAGCCAGAGCAGCCUAUCAGGUUGUUGCUUUGCCAAAAGAUGCACGAGUGGAGAUCGAAGCUGUUGCUGUCCAGGGGCCCCUCCAAGAUGCAUCAGCAUGACUAUAAAUACAAUAUUCUAACACUCCAGUAAUGGUGUAUGGUUUAACACUUUCUUUUAGGCCCUGAUCCUGCAAUUGGCUGCAGGCAUGUACAUCCCACUGAGCUACAUGGCAGUGUGGGGAUGUAACCACAUAGCCAGCUGCAGGAUUGAAAUCUUGUAUUCUCUGAAACCUCAAAUUUAUAAUGUCUUGGCAUGUAGGCUGCCAGCCCAUGGGGCUGCUGAAAUUAGCAGGCUAUGGUGGCUUCAGGGUAUGCCUGAAUUAAUUGCAGGACUGGGCUCUUAGUUUGUAGUGGUGACUGGGUAUCAUUACAGUUCCCAAAUGUUGAUUUGGGUGAGAAUCUUAUAUUUACCAAACUUGAUAUGCCAGCUGACAAUUUUCAGGUUACCACCAUACUAUUCGUUCUCCAGGAUACUAAAGCUUAGCGUGUUAGCAUGAUUUGUAAUAGACUUGACUGACUUUAAGUCAUUCUUAUGGAGGGAACAAAUUAAAAAAAAAAAAUCCCUUUCUAGAGGGGAAAAAUAUGGUAUAGCCUUAGAGUGAAAAUGUUUGUAUUUGAGGAUUCACUGUAUUGGCUUUUAAACAUUUUUAGACUACUUUAAAUAUAUUGAUUUAGAUUCUGAUAUAUUGUAUUGCAUCUGAUUUAACCUGAAAGUGAUUAUUUAAACUACUAAUUUUGGUGGGAAGAAUAUCUUGUUAACCAAUUUUCUGUGAAUAUGUAACUCUUGUAAAGCAAUUGAGAAUUAAUGUUCUCUUUUCAAGCUUUUUUUCCCUAGUGUCAAGUAUCUAAAGCCUAGAAACACAAUUUUGAAUUAUUGAAUCUUUUUAAUUUAAAAUAUCUGGACAUUCUAACUUUAGUAAAAUAAAUGGAACUAAAUAAAAUAUGCUAGUAUUUUGGGGAACAAA
This is a messenger RNA of Alligator mississippiensis (American alligator), 1367 nucleotides long. It is a transcript of the gene RIDA, whose product is annotated as reactive intermediate imine deaminase A homolog. The coding region runs from base 49 to 462 and encodes 137 amino acids. Gene Ontology annotation, cellular component: cytosol. NCBI's taxonomy places the organism in Eukaryota, Metazoa, Chordata, Crocodylia, Alligatoridae. The record is from RefSeq and is a predicted model, not a curated record. The transcript is spliced from 6 exons. Gene Ontology annotation, molecular function: deaminase activity.